UUUCUCUGUGAGGAUUGUGGAAAGUAUUUCACUCGAAUAUCGAAUUUACAUCGACAUCAGCGAACUACACAUGGGUUAGAAUCCUCACGUUGUCCAACAUGCGGUAAAAGCUUUAACAGAAGGGACAGCUAUUUACGUCACAUUAGAAGUCACUCCAGAAUUUCAGGUCUGGAAUCCCAACAUGGCAAUCCUGAAAUGGGAGAUCAUCCACAAGCCUCGAACAACAUCGACAAAGAAAAUGUAAACCCUAAUUCCAAAAUUCAACUUGGCAGCGGAGAUUCAUCAAUUAGCCCUAAAGCUGAUGACACAAAUGAAUGUAUCACCGAGGAAGAUGCCAUUGAGGGAAAUUUAAAGAAAAUAUUUCUAGAGGCUACCGAAAAAAAGCAAAUACGAUCCUUUGACCUUCUUAAAAAUCAAAGAAGAGACAAUCAGAUCAAUUCUGAAAGAAGAACGCCUCAAAAGAAAAAGAAUGAAAUUUUACCUUACCUUACAAGUUCGUUUCACCAAGACCAGAGGGGAUCAAAUUGAGCAUGCUGAACCCUUUUUCCACGGAAGAUGUCACAUAGUUCUCAAAAACGAAGACAUCGAGUCUGCACUAAGAGAGAGCAUCAUGAAAAUUGUUAACUCUUUUGUUGAAUACCAAAGAGAAUGUAGUAACUGGGCACUUGAUAAAGUUCUGGGAGUCAACAUCCAUAUCGUCCAAUAUAAUCCGAUUAAAGGUUCGAGUUUCCUACCGCUGCCACCUAAAUUAGCAAACAAGAAAGCCAUCAUCAAUGUUCAGAAUUCUGAUCAAAAAUGCUUCAUGUGGUCAGUGUUGGCAUCUCUUUACCCUGCCACAAAAGACCCUCAGCGAGUUAUAAAUUAUGUACAACAUGUGGAUAGACUCGAUUUUACAGACAUUCCGUUCCCGGUUCGAAUCGGAGACAUUCCUAAAUUCGAGAAAAGGAACAACAUCUCUGUGAACGUGUUUGGGUAUGAAAAAAGUGAACUUUAUCCCCUUCAUCUCACUA
Molecule: messenger RNA, 1010 nt
Organism: Saccostrea echinata
Lineage: Eukaryota; Metazoa; Mollusca; Bivalvia; Ostreida; Ostreidae
Exons: 2
Coding region: 196-528 (110 amino acids)
Source: RefSeq, a predicted model, not a curated record